AUGGAGGAAGAAAUACAGCAGCUGCGAACGAACGCCUCCGGGGAGCUGAUGACCGAUGAAGACUUCAUCAAGACCAUCGAGGAGAUGGGCGCAGAAGCUCAGGAGAAGGAGAUCAACGACUUGCUCAGUUGGUUUUCAAUGAACUUUUUCAAACUCGUCGUUCGAAGGUUAUAAAAAUAGAGUCAGAGCCCACACGCGAGUUUUUGCACCUAUAUUAUAUUACACUUGCAGACAGCUUUCAAGGAAAAAAAGAAUAGAAGUCAGAGUUCAAAAAUGUUUCUCUCGAAAAUCCAGUUGAAAGAUGAAUUUUUAUAUAAUUUCUCAUGGAAUUCGGAUACCUGUUAACUCGUGAGGGUUGACUUCACCCCGUGUAUCGUUAUUCAUCUCCCCUUCCUUUUGAAUCUUCGUUCAUUGUUCUAAAUGGUAGCGGAUAAACUAAUAUUCUUUUUCAGAAGCGAUGCAUGAGAAUAGAAUCGUCUCGUGGGAUGAAGCCGAGCGGAUUCUACAAGAAACAGACAGAACUCCGGUAUUUCUCGGCAACUUAGUUGAUCAAACUCUGAUUUUUCGUGCUCUGUCAGAUCAAAAGCAGUUUGCCGGAGCAGACGCGCCCGUCGGAGCCAGACAACGACACGGACGUCGACAACUGCAUUCGGAAGCUUCUGGACAACGAUCCGUCGCUGAAGGAAGUCAACUUGAACAACAUGAAGGUUUCCUUUUGUGAAACCGCCAUCAAUCCGAGGGUUUCUCGUAGAGAACGCCGGUUCCGGCCAUUCGGCGGCUUUUGGAAGCCCUGGCCUACAACGAACAUUGCGAACGACUCUCCCUGGCCAAUAUGGGACUCUACGAUCAUGAUAUCAUUGUCAGUGUUUUUUAAAGUCUUAAGAAAGCUUCUGAACAUUUAUUAAUUGUUUUCUUUAGGUGCUCGUGACCGUGAUUGAAAUGAACCAGACGCUAAAGAAAGUCAAUUUAGAGACGAAUUACUUGAGCGGUAAAUGAAUUCCCCUAAAACCUUUCUAUCGAGUCCGUUUCAGGCGAGUUCUUCUCCAAACUCUUCAAGGCAACUCUCUCCAAUGAAACGUUGGAAGAGAUCAAAGCUGUUAACCAGGUUAAAGGAAUUUCCAACCCCUUUCAAGUUUGACAUUUUCUAGGGUGUGUCUUUUUCGACUCAGUCCGAGAAAGAAAUUAUUGACGCGAUCAUGAAGAAUAAGGGCCUCACAAAGGUAAAAUAAUGAGUAGAAACGACGUCAAAAGACAUUUUUGGCAGAUUUCCAUCAAUUUCCGACUUCCCGAGGGAAGGUUCAAAGUUGAAAAUGCGACAUUACGAAACGGAGAACUUCGUGAGUUUUUUUGCCCCUUUUUAUGAAAUUUAUCACACUGACAAUUAUCAUAGAUGUCCCUUUUAAAAAAUAUAAGUUUGAAUUCUUCAUUUAGAAAUAAACUUCGAGGAUGCGACAAAAAAACUGUAGUUAUAUUCCAGGAAGAAUAAAAAGAAGAGAAGCUGCUCUGAAGGCGAAAAUGGAAGCAGAAGAGCUGGCUAAGAACCCAGUGGUAAGCAGUUUUCAUGUAUGAUAUGAUAGACUUUAAUCUACCCAAGCCAAUGUCGGAAGUUUCAGCCGCAUCUGGCAAAAGAAAGCCCGCCGAAGAAGCAGCCGCCGGUGCCGGCAAAGGUUCGUUUGAGCGUUUUUUGAGUGCUCCAACAGUUCUGCAUGGUUUCAUAGUCGAAAUUUGUUUUGUUCCAUCAAUUUUUCAACGAAAUUAUUGUUGAAUCAAAGAAAAGUUCCUUUUUGCAUGUGUUAUAAAUUCUAUGAAUUUUUUUGAGAUUAAGCAUGUUUGAAUCACUCUGUGGCAUGCGUAUUCUUGUAGAAUAACAUUAUUUGUUAAAUCCGUCCACCCAGCCUUUCGCCAAAAAUUAGUUCUCCUGAAGCCAGUGGUACAUCAACUUUGAAGCCAACUUCUUAUUCACUUGUGCUUUUAAAUUGAUAUUUUGUGUGCCCUUUUUGUAAGUAAAAUAUGUCUCUUGUGUUAUUGAUCGAGAGUUAAGUACGAUAAAAUUUUGUUGCGUUACGUUUUUAAUGAAUUCCUCAUGUAGUAAUUUCAAUUUGGAGAGAUGUUUUCUGUGUUCUUGUAUUUGUCCUUUCAAUUGUCAUACUCACAUUUAUGUUGUUUGAACUGCUGAAUGGUCGUUGGUUGGCCAAAUAAACGUUGAUUUUCUGAUUUCUAGGAGCCGCCAAGGAUCCUGCCGGAUAAAAAACCGGUACCGGCUAAAGCAGAGGAGAAAACUCCGCCGCCGCAACUGCUGAUAAUCCCAAGAGCUUCGAGAGAAUCCGAAGAAGACACAGACCUGGUGGCGCCUCCUGCAGCGGAAGAAAAGCAUCUGAGACCGACCUGGCAGCCGAGAAGGUCUUCCGUUGUCGUCGACCAGGGCUACGCCCCUGUCCUGGACGUCAGCUCCAAAGUUCCUUCUGCCGAAGUCACUCCAAGGCCUCAGCCCGAACCGAAGCCGCGUAACAGAGGACCGCCACUCACCGCCAAGAACAUGUGGGAGCAGCGGAUAGCCAAGCAGGAGAAGAAACUGGAGAAACAAGAGCAACGACCACUUCUAUCUAUACAGAAGAUCCGAGAAAUGGAGAAGGCUGAAGAAACCAAAAAAGCGGAUAUGCUUGAUGUGAAGCUGAAGAAGGAGCCGAAGAAGCUAGUACUCCCAGAAAAGAAAAAAGUAGAAGAGUCUGAAGUCUUGCCGAAGAAAGAACCAAAGAAAUUGGUCAUCCCAGAAAGGAAAAAAGUGGACGAAUCUGACGUCCUGCAGAAGAAGGAGCCGAAGAAACUCACACUUCCAGAGCGUUUUGGAGCAACUUCGACGUCUGAAGAACCGGUCAGAAGAAGGAGCGUCCAGAAAAUUGUUGGUAAAAAGGCAGAGACGCUAGACACAGUGUCCAGACCGGAGGACGAGCCCAGAACAACUACCGUCAUCAAGAGAACGGUGAUGCGAAGAAGACCAGAUAGCGAGAGGGACGAGGGCGAAGAAAGCCAACGGACGGUAGUGAAGAAAGUGGUGAAGAAACGGAAGCCCCGUCCCGAAGUUCCUGCCGACGGAAACAUCCUAGGAGCACAUCAAACCCAAAACCCGCCCAUUCCUGCUAUUUGA
Molecule: messenger RNA, 3145 nt
Organism: Caenorhabditis auriculariae
Lineage: Eukaryota; Metazoa; Nematoda; Chromadorea; Rhabditida; Rhabditidae
Source: the annotation of a GenBank genome assembly